Molecule: messenger RNA, 1170 nt
Organism: Gastrolobium bilobum
Lineage: Eukaryota; Viridiplantae; Streptophyta; Magnoliopsida; Fabales; Fabaceae
Product: bZIP transcription factor 60
Exons: 3
Coding region: 91-918 (275 amino acids)
Biological process (GO): regulation of DNA-templated transcription
Molecular function (GO): DNA-binding transcription factor activity
Source: RefSeq, a predicted model, not a curated record
UUCACUUUUGCCCCUCAAAACAUUAGACGACAUUGACUAAUUUAUUCAUCAUCUUUAUCUAUUAUCAUCAUCAUCAUAAUUUCUGGUUCCAUGGAUGGUAUAGGAGAAGACCCACUCGACUGGGAAGCUUUCCUUGACCACUUACCAGAAUUUGAAAUUGAUGAUUUUUUUUUGGAGGAUACUCCUGUUGAAGUCGCCGCCGCCGAUGAUCCAUCACCGAACCCUUCUUUAUCGGAGAUCGAGAACUUGCUGAUGGCAGACGCCGAUGUAAUUCCUGGAACGCCGUCGUCGAAGUCCGACUACGACAAGCUCCUCGCGGAGAUUCUCGUCGAGCCGAGCGCUGAGUCCGAAGACGGUUCAACUCCUUCCGACAAAGAUAGAGUCGAUGCUGCAACUCCCGAAGAUGAUGCCGAUGAACCAGAAGUCAAGAAACUCAGAAGGCAGAUGAGGAACAGGGAUGCUGCUGUGAGAUCAAGAGAACGGAAGAAGUCUUAUGUUAAAGAUCUUGAGAUGAAGAGUAAGUUUUUUGAAGGGGAAUGCAGAAGACUGGGGCAUUUGCUCCAGUGCUGCUAUGCUGAGAACCAUGCUUUGCGGUUUUCCUUGCAAUCGCGUGGUGCAUUUGGUGCUUCCAUGACCAAGCAGGAGUCUGCCGUGCUCUUGUUGGAAUCCCUGCUGUUGGGUUCCCUGCUGCGGUUCAUGGGCAUCAUGUGCCAAUUCAGCCUACCCCUGAUACUGUGGUUAACAGUAGUACUUCCAAGAGAAAACAUGGAACAGAAAGGCCUAAGAAGAGUGGGUCGAAAAGGGCCGGAAAGUAAGAUCUCUGAUUACUUCCGCUUGCAAUCAUUUGUAAAGAGUAGAAGAUGCCGAGCUUCAAGAACAAAGAUGAAAUUUGAGUUCCUCAUGUUCUAUAAGUUUUGAAGUGGUGCCUUAUAGGUUUUUCAUUAAUUCCUUCUUUCUUUGUUUCUUUCUUUUUGUUUUAUUAUGCGUGUAGAGAGGGUCGUAAUUAGAAAAUAUGUAAACCGAACGAGUUGGGGUUCUGUUACUAUGUAUUUUCAGCUGCUAUGUUCUUUUUAUAUCGCAGGACUAUAAUAUGCUGCUAUCUUAAACGUGGAAGCUGUUUUUUGUUUUUAGCUGAUUUAACGGCAUUGAAACUUCAUGUUUUUCUUUCUA